Molecule: messenger RNA, 907 nt
Organism: Anopheles maculipalpis
Lineage: Eukaryota; Metazoa; Arthropoda; Insecta; Diptera; Culicidae
Product: transmembrane protein 216-like
Exons: 2
Coding region: 425-838 (137 amino acids)
Biological process (GO): non-motile cilium assembly
Cellular component (GO): ciliary transition zone
Source: RefSeq, a predicted model, not a curated record
UAGCAGAGGAAAAAAACCCUGUCAAACAGAACCAGGCAUAGAACUCGGCGCAGUUUUGUUCUAAAAAUAAACAUUUUUCUUUCAAAACUGGGCCCAGUCGUGCUGCGUGGUUGUGCUUUUCUUUGUGAAGUUACUUUAGCUAGGUAAAACAAUUAAUUUGUCUGAACAAAUACGCUGGUUUCUAGUGUAUCCGGCAUUUCCGUCCGGCUGGCCACGGACGGUUUAGAAGCGAAGGCCCCGUCCGAACCUCGGUGAUGUGGAAUAUAGCGCCUCGAUCCAGCAACGCUUGUCGAUGCCCGCUCGCCAACAUCGGAUGAUUAUGUACCCGUAGUAGUCGUCCGUGCACGGAACCAACGCACAUUAGCAACUCCGCCCCCAACCCCGGGGGGGAACCUAGCAACGGAGUGAAGACGAAGGAAUAACAAUGGGAAAUCCAAGCCUAACGUACGAGAUUUUACUCUAUCUCAAUUCGUUCUACUUCGGAAUGUUUGCUACCUGCGAGCUCGGGAUGCUCACUCUGAAGGCAGUCAAUUUAAAGUAUCCGGAUCAUAUUCUGCUGCGAGAGGCGUGCAUCCUGGUAGCGCUGUGUUUGGUGGAAACGAUCCGAAUCAUCCUGGGUAGGAGAGGUAGUCUUAGCGACCACGGUUGGCACGUUAUCCUGUCCGUAUUUCUGACCAUCCCGUGUGGUAUGGGCGUAGGGUAUCUUCUCUUCUACCAGCUGCAUCGGCUACGCCUGGAGUACAUUCUAUGUGCCUUAAUGUUAUCACUACAGGCAGCAGAACUGUUCUUUGCAAUACUGUUCGUAUUCACGCUGUGUCGGCCGCCUUCCUACGAUUAAUUCCUCAUGACCAUCGUGACAAAACUGCCAAACGUUCUUGUGACCGAUUUCCGCCCAGAUUGUCUCUGG